ACUGCAGUCUGAAAGUGGGUGCGGGGAGGGGUGGCUUAAUGGUGCUGAAGGCUUUCAAUGACAGUUUGGUGCUCCUUAGAUUUCUCCUCCCCAGCAGCAUCCUCGGGGGCAAAUAUUUGGGCCACCUGAAGAGCCUCCUGAGCGCCCCUUGCUCUGGCAGCGAGGUAGGAGCUGCAGAAUUUCUCUGAAGCUUAGGAGCAGCUUCAGCACGCCCCAAAAGCUUGGCUUCCCCGCCCAGGACCCUCGCAGUAGCGGUGUCCCAUACCUGUGUCCUUGCGUCCUCAUCAGUGCCUGCACGUGCUGGCUGCUGGCUGGGGCAGCGCAUCCGAUAACCAAGCCCUGCUCUCCGAACGCGGUUGCAAGUGAACGUGUUGGUCACCGCAGCAUUUGACCCAGGCAGAAGGUUUAACUUUCAGCUGACUGGCAGCUGCUGUAUCACUGCGAUCAGAUUGCUUAAGGUAUCUUGAACCUGUUGGCUGUGCCGCACUCGACUUCUGGUUUUCUAUACGUAUAAUUUUAACGUGGGAUCUAAAUUUUUGCUAAACAGAAUAACACACAAAGUGUAUAGUAAAGCUCCCUAGCUAUUGAGACUGAGUGUCUCUAAAAGUCCUAUCUGGAGGGAUGUUUCUCUCCUUGUCUCUUCUGUAGUUGCUGUGGAAGGAUUGUUUGAUAGAGCUCACACAUUUAUGUUACUUUGACAGAAAUUUGACAAAGUGCAGAAGAUAACUGGGAUGUUUUAACCUAGGGCUGCAGCACCGGCUGUUGUAGAACAGAACGAUUCCCUCUAGCACUCACAAGAAGCCGUGGACAUCUUCCUGAAGCUGUACUUGACAGUCACUUUUACAGUGGUGCAGAGUUACUUUCAGUAGUGCCAAGUAUUGUCUUGGCAAGAAAAGGUGUACUGGAAAAUGGAUGGUUAAUGGAUCAAGCAUGACAAGUAAAAAGGUUUUUGGAGUCCCUUACGUUUUUCAGGGUGUUUUGUUCAGCCAGCUAAAAGUCUUUUGCUUACAGACUCAAACUUUUCUAAUCAGCAGUUUAAAUCUAGGGACUUUGUGUGGGAAGUAAAAAUAUAAUUUAUUACAUUGUUUGCCUUCAGUUUUGAACCAUUUAAAUGUUUAUAGAAGUAAGAUUAAAGGGAAGCACUGCCUUAUACAGCCCUCUAGUGUUGAUGCACUUAAUAAACGUGAGAUAAUUUCUUUUUAAUGCAAACAGAAAAUUUCUCUACUCUUAUACCUGUGGAUUGAAAUAUGUUUUUGAAUACUUAAUAUGUAACCGAAAUGUUUGCAACUUGCUAAGCCCUGUAAUGAGUCUUGCAUUGCCCUGUAUCUAUACAGGUGUCUACAAAUUGAAGAAUCGACUCAAAUAGAAAUUGCAUUUUGUUCCUACUGACCUUGGCCAAGUAGAAUGGAAAAGCUCUGUCGUUUGAGGUUAUUUGUAUAUUUUAAUAGUGAAUUCCUCUAUAUUUUGGCUUUGUUUUAUAAACUGUUACUUUUAGGUAAUGUCUUUAAUUUUGACCUUUUUCCUCUCAGUUCCUGUUACGUUAAUAUCAGCCAAAUUUAAGCAGAGAUGGAAACAGGAUGGACUGCACAUAUUAGAAACUCUGAUUUUAACCAACAGGUGUGUAUAAAAUCUGCAUGGUCUCAUUAACUCCGCUACCCGAGUCCAGAAUCCGAUCUGAAUACGAACAGAGAUGCUUUGCUUUUUGAGGCAGUCAGCAUGGCAAGCUCCAAGUUCUGUGGAAGUUCUGAGCUUAGAGAUGCUUUUGUAAACCUUGCCAAAGUUUCAGGGGAGGAGAGUGAAGGUAUAAAAUUUUCAUUAUGCUUUUAUCUUUCAUGGCAGGACAAUGGGGCGCUAGGGAAGUAGCUUUGUUGCUGAACAGGUCAUUUCCCCUUUCGAUCCGCUCCCACCCUGAUCCUGCCUAGUUCGUUUCUGGCAGGAAAAAUAGUGUAUUGAUACGAUUACCCUGGGAAAUAAGAGUGCAUGAAGGUAGUUCUGUGCCAUUAACACCUUCGCUGGUAGAACUGUGACUUGUGAUCUUCUGUAGCAAUGACAACAAAUUGUCACGACUGCCUAAGUUUUAGAUCAACAUUUACUUACCUUUGGAUUGAAGUAGCCGAAAGACAGAGGAUGUCUGCUUUGGAAAGCUGAGGAGAGGGAGGGAAAGCUUUAGGGGUGUUUCACAGGUUAGAGAUGAGUAGCACUGGUUGGUUGUCCUUGUGACUUUUAUCCCCGCUAUAGGAACAGAACUGCAAAGAGGGGAGCUGGAGGUAAACAGCUUUGAUUGCUGAGACUGAUGCUGCAUCUAAGCUCUGGGCAAGGGUUUGUUGCAGCUAAUAUUUACACAGGGUUUUGCACAAGGCCUUGAGCAUCUCGCUGGUGUGCUGGUACCUCAUCACCGAAGAGAAGAAAACAAUCUCCCACUGCUCAACCUUUUGGAAAAUGUCUAAUUAUUUUCUGCUUAGGAAAACUUGCCCAAGCCUACCUGUGUGUGUCUGGGAGAGGAAGUGUCUUCAGGGUUGCAAGGCACGUUUAACACCUGUUCUCUGCAGACCUGGCUGCUUGAAAAAUAUAAAAAUUGAAUUUUCUGAAAGUCACGUUUUGCUUUAGGAAAUACGGGGCUGUUCUUGUGGGUGUUGUCAGUCUGAGUGUUUAAAUCAAACCAAGAGUCCUGAAGAGGAGAAAGUCUGUCUUUAUGUAUUUGAAGGGAUGGACUUCAGAAUAAACACACCAUGCUUUUUAAAGAAAUCACCAUUUGUGCUUUUCUGCUGUGUGCUCUCUGGUGACUGGAAGUAUUUCCGAGCCAGGCUGAUGACCAACUGACCCAAGUCAAUUUUUACUGAGGUUUCUGAAGCAUUGCACAAGAGGUUUGAAGCAAAAAGUCUGGGGGCAUGUGACACUUAAUCUCUUUAGCAGUAAGAAUAAAGUUUAAGUAUCCUGUUGGAAAUGUACGCAGUUCUGUGCUGUUCUUUGUUUUAAUUAACGAGCUUUUCUCCUGCAUAGAUUGGGAGCGUAAACUUCUUUGCACUUUAGUCCAAUUAAAUCAUUCUUGGAGGCUGUCAGUGGUGGGGCAGCUCUCCCCCGCCUCUUUUUUUUAAUUGUUCAGUGAGUCUGUUGGAUAAGGAAAGGAUUUGCCUGACAGGGCUUUGUAGCGUUUCCUCGUCUUGAUGAGCACUUGCAGAGGACAGACGACAAGUCUCUUUUGUCCAAAAUGCAUUGGAAUGAUUCAUCCGGUUCCUCACAAAGUGACAAUGAAGCUCAUUCAGCCUUUACACAGACUGAGCACAACAUAGUUGCAGCUUACUUAAUAACAGCAGGAGUGAUAAGCAUUUUCAGUAACAUUGUUGUGCUAGGGAUCUUUGUUAAGUACAAAGAACUUCGGACAGCAACCAAUGCAAUUAUUAUCAACUUGGCUUUUACUGACAUUGGCGUCAGUGGCAUUGGCUACCCCAUGUCAGCUGCCUCAGACCUUCAUGGAAGCUGGAAAUUUGGACAUACUGGAUGCCAGAUCUAUGCUGCCUUAAAUAUCUUUUUUGGGAUGGCGAGUAUUGGUUUGCUCACUGUUGUUGCAGUUGACCGUUACCUGACAAUCUGCAGGCCUGAUAUAGGAAGAAGAAUGACUACCCGUACCUAUGCUACCCUGAUCCUUGCUGCUUGGAUAAAUGCCGUCUUUUGGGCUUCCAUGCCCACUGUAGGCUGGGCUGGCUAUGCUCCAGAUCCAACUGGAGCAACAUGCACAGUCAAUUGGAGGAAAAAUGAUGCGUCCUUUGUUUCCUACACAAUGAGUGUAAUUGCUGUUAAUUUUGUUGUACCCUUAACAGUCAUGUUUUACUGUUAUUACAAUGUUUCCCGGAAAAUGAAAAAAUACACCAGUACUAACUGCCUGGAGAGCAUCAACACGGAUUGGUCUGACCAAGUAGAUGUAACAAAGAUGUCUGUUGUGAUGAUUGUAAUGUUUUUGGUGGCAUGGUCUCCCUAUUCCAUUGUGUGUUUAUGGUCUUCUUUUGGAGACCCAAAGAAAAUUUCUCCUGCAAUGGCCAUCAUAGCUCCUCUAUUUGCAAAAUCUUCCACGUUCUACAAUCCAUGCAUUUAUGUCAUUGCAAACAAAAAGUUUCGGAGGGCAAUCCUGGCAAUGGUGCGGUGUCAAACAAGACAAGAGAUAACUAUAAACAAUGCUUUGCCCAUGAGUGUAUCACAAAGUGCACUGACAUCGUAAAACUCAUUUCAUUUGUCUGAAUAGAUUAUGUGGAAUUGAGUCAAAUCUGGGUUAUAAUUAAUAUUCUGGAACAUCCAUUUGCGUCUUUCAUCCAUUGGUUUUCUGUUAAUCAAAUUAUAAAGUGUUUUUUAGAUAGGUUAAAAUUAAUAAUAAUUAAAAAGAACAAAACAAAGCACUAAGACUUUAGUUAUCAAGAAUUAGGCUUAUUGGCCUGAUAUUUCUGUCCCAAACAAAAAAGGAAGGUAAGCAAGGUGUUCAGUGUGACUCUUAGAGGGUUGGACAAGGUGACAUUGGGCAGAGAGAAACUGAAGCAGGAAGUGUUUAGAUUCAGUAGCGUAGAUUUUGCACCUCUAAUUCCUCUUGUAAAUGACUUUCAGCUUCCCUUGAAAAUUUCCAGAUUUGAAUUGUUGUGGAUUCUCCAUACUUGUAUUUAUUUCUAUAUCAAGUAUCUGUAUUGACAAGCCUUGCAAAGUUUUGUUUCUGUGAACAUGUUAAGUUUAUCAGAAUAUCUAGCUAAACCUGAUGUCAGCUUUCAGGAUUUUGAAAGAGUUUAAUGACAUUUCAUGUAUUUUUGAAGUUUUAUCUCAGAGAAUCAAAUCAAUUUGUGGGAAUUGAAAACAGAAAAUGAAUUUGUAGUGCUUGUGACUGCAUAGCAAAUCCUGAAAAUGAGACAGAAUGCUCUCUUAAGCUUGACACUCAGAUGGCACAUAAAACUGAAUAAAUCUGUAUGGUGAUUUCUAAAAUUUCUAAGUCAAUCUCAUGAUUGUAUAAGUCUGUUGUAUAUUUUUCAAAAAAAUAACUUGCACAGUGAGAGCAAUGAAUUUAUUCAGGAUGACUGUGUAUAGAGUUAUUUAUGGAUGGGUAUUACAUGCAUUCUUGAUGAUUCUCAGGUUUUGAGAAUAAAUAUCUUCUCAAUGGCCAAUCCGAAGUCUGUGAUCCUUCAGACAAGUCUCAGCCACUCUGACUUUAUGCAGCUAGAAUUAGUUUCCCAGGUUCUUGUUCUUCUAAGAGCUAUAGUGUCUGUCUAAUGAAGUGCCACGUUAAGUGAUACAGUCAUUUUGGAAAACUAAAUAUUCAAUUAAUUAAUUUGUAUCAAAUAUAGAAAAACAAAAUCCAAUGACAUUAUUUUUUUUGAGGCCUCCAAAAAUGGUGGGAAAAUGAAAUUUUUUAGAAAGUGUAUUUUAAACCUGACCACAUGAGAUUUAACUUCACAGGACUUUUGAGUACAAUUUGCACUAACAGGUGAUUCAUUUUUAUCUCUUUAUUUUGAUAUUAUUAUAUAUGCAUACACUUAAGUGUGGCUUUGAAGUGUGUAACCAUUAUUUAAAAUAUAUGUGUGUUGUUGUGAAAACCCAUCUCUACAAGAUCUUUAGGAAGUUCUACAAUCUAAGCUUCCUUUUAAUUUGUACGUUUUAGUAUUAAAAUAAAUGUCAUGCGAUA
Messenger RNA from Anas platyrhynchos (mallard), 5653 nucleotides. It is a transcript of the gene RRH, whose product is annotated as retinal pigment epithelium-derived rhodopsin homolog. Lineage: Eukaryota; Metazoa; Chordata; Aves; Anseriformes; Anatidae. Gene Ontology annotation, biological process: visual perception; G protein-coupled receptor signaling pathway. Gene Ontology annotation, cellular component: membrane. The record is from RefSeq and is a predicted model, not a curated record. Gene Ontology annotation, molecular function: G protein-coupled receptor activity.